Molecule: messenger RNA, 4268 nt
Organism: Camellia sinensis
Lineage: Eukaryota; Viridiplantae; Streptophyta; Magnoliopsida; Ericales; Theaceae
Source: RefSeq, a predicted model, not a curated record
AUAAAUUAGAAAAUGACUCAAAAUUUUAAAUUUACAGUGAUAUUUAAAGUUUGUUAUUAUAGGAUUAUAUCAUAAAUGAAUUUUAGUUCUUGACUGCAAAAUUUUGAACAAUUGUCUAAUUUCAUUUUAGUUAUUUAUUUUUGGAUGUUUUCUUUGAAUGCAUGUUUUCUUUGAACUCUGAAACUUAUCCUCUCAAGUCUUUGUUGCAAAUUCUGGGCAGUUUCUUCUUUAUUCAGUUUAUUAUUUUUUUUUUCUUCCUGUUUUUUGCUGUGGGGAAAGUUCCGGACAACUUCCACUUCUCUACUCUUAUAAAUAUACACUUAUCUCUGUUUUGUUCAUUCAUUCUGCAACUAAUUGCUUAUUGUUGAGUUUCCUUUUGCUUUUCUCUCUAUAGAUUCAGAUUCAGAUACCCAAUUUCAACUCUUCAUCAUGCUCCAAACAAAUACCAACCGCGGUGGCAAUGACGCCGGAGUCUCUGUUCAAGCCAGCAUAGUCACCACCACCACCACCACCACCACCACUUCUUCAACUAAUAAUAGAUACAAAAGGCUUUGGAAACGCACUAUAAUUGUAGGCCUUUUUGUUGGUGUCAAGAAGAAGUCAUCAUCACCGUCACCACGACCACCACCGCCAACAACUACCUUCGUUGAAGAACUCUGCCGGACCGUUUCUUCUCACUCUUCGUCCUUGGAAAUCGUGAUUAACAUUCACGAGCAGGAGGACGAAGAAAAGGAAGAGGAAAGGCCCGGCACUGUUGUCAAUGAGGUAGUAAUAGAUCAAAGGCAACAUCAUCUUCGGGAUAAGGUUAAUCGGUUUGUUGAAGACAGAGACUUGAAGUCUCUAGCAGACUUUGGCGGUGUUGAACAAGUAGCAACCCUGUUUAAUUCUAACUUGAAUACCGGACUUUGUGUUGCUGCUGAUGCUGCUAAUGAUCUACAAACUUGGAACACAACAACAGCAAACCACCCACUUCAUGGUUUCAUGCACUACUUCAAGGCAGCCUGCAACAGUUACACCAUCUUCCUUCUCUUGAUCUCGGCUGCGCUCACUUUUGGUACCGAGAUAUUGAUGCAAGGCACCAAGUACGGGUGGGAACAUGGUGCAACCAUACUCGUCGCUAUAUUUUUGCUUGUCACAGUCGCUCCCAUGGCUGAGUUUCAUAGAGCAAAGAUUGAACACAAGGAGAUGCAAAAGAAAGAGUACAAAGUCAGAGUCAUAAGAAAUGGGGAGCCCCGAAUCGUUGGGGUGUCGAGUAUAAUGUUAGGUGAUAUAGUCGAUUUGAAAGAGGGAGAUCGGGUUCCAGCUGAUGGUUUGUUUGUUGGUGACGAUAGGUUGGUGUUGGAUGAAGUAUCAUCAGCAGCCUCCGACAUCAAUUCUCAUCACAACCCUUUUCUUCUAUAUGGUUUUAAGGUUUGUAAAGGGAGUGGUCGCAUGAUUGUGACAUCUGUUGGCACAAACACAGUGAUAGGAAAGUUGAUGAACAUGGUGAUGGAUGAUCCAAACAAUGGAACUACUCUUUUGCAGACUCGAAUGGAAAGGUCAAUCAAUUAUGUAGAUAAGAUUGCACUGUGUAUCUCUAUUCUCAUCACUCUUGUGUUGUUCAUACGGUUCUUGCGUAGGAACCAUGUCGACAGUAUAGAUCUCCCAGAACUAAAAGGGAACUUCACUGUUGAGAAGCUGAUGGAAAUGUUUGACAGAAUUCUUUUGAGGCGGCAAGGUAGCUUGGUUUCUGUUUUAACAACUACUCUUACUGUACUGGUUCUUGGGUUUCAACAUGGCGUCUCUCUAGCCAUUACCAUUUCCCUUUCUUACUGGAACCAAAAGGUAGCAUCUUCUUAUGGUGUCAAUCCUCGAACUCUAUCAGCUUAUGGCACCAUCGGCUUCAUCACUGUCAUCUGCAUUGAUUUGCCUGGUGAAGUAAUGAUGGAGGUUGUUAAGUUGUUGGUUGGUGAAAGAGAAAUCAACACCACCGGAGAAGAAUCCAACUUAUCACACAUUGUUCUUAAAACCUUGCAGCAAGGAAUUGGUGUGUGCAUUCUUGUGCCCGAAUAUCCAUGGAGCCCAAUGGAUAGGCUGCUCUAUUCUUGGGCAAAAUCAGAAUGGGGUGUCGCUAUGGAGUUUAGGAAAGAAAGUUCUGAUUGUGCAAGUUCUACUAGUGGUUCAUUUGGCAACGAGUGUGGUGAUUUAUGUGAGGGUGGUGAAUUGGCUAAAGCCGCUGCUAUGGAGUCCAGGAAAGAAUGUUCUGGUUGUGAAGGUUCAUAUGGUUCAUUAGGUGACAAGUGUGACCAAUCAAGUGAGAUUGAAUUGGCUAAUGUGGUGGCAGUGGAGUCUAGGAAAAUGGAGUUCAGGAAAGAAAGUUCUGAUUGUGCAGGUUCUAGUGGUUCAUCAGGCUACACGUGUGGUGAAUUCUAUGAGGUUGAAUUGGUUGAAAUGAGGUCCAAUGAGAAAGGCAGGGGUGUCUUAAUGAGGAAGAUUAAUGGAGAUGAUGAGAAAACUAUGCUCUUGCAUUGGAGAGGAUUGGCACGGACUAUAUUAGGAAUGUGCUCACACUACUAUGAUUGUGAAGGAACAAGCCAUGUCUUGGAGUAUAAUCGGAGAUGCAAGUUGGAGAAACUGAUUAAAGGUAUGGAGGACAAUGGUCUUCAUCCCAUCGCAUUUGCUUACAAACAAACAGAUGUUGGGGAAAUUAGAGAAGAUGGGUUGAUCUUGUUAGCAAUACUCGGUGUUAAGUAUCGUGAAGAAACAAAAUUAGCCAUGGAUUCCCUUAGAGAAGCAGGAGUGAACAUCAAGUUGAUGAUGGGGGAUGAGUUAAGUAAUGAUGCUCAUGAAACUUUUGCUUUUGGAAGAUCCUCCCCUGAGGAUAAACUUAGCUCGAUACGGUACUUGAAACAAGAAGGCCAUGUGGUUGGCUUUUACGGUGGAUUCACUACAGAUGACACUCCAGCUUUAAAAGAAGCCGAUGUGGGGAUCACAGAGGAAGCUCAGAGCACUGAAAUGGCCAGAGAGAGCUCUGACAUUAUCGUUUUAGGCCCCGGAGUAAGGUUAUCCUCUUUAUUCCCACUGUUGAAGCAUGGUAGAUGUGUUUACCAUAACAUUCAAAGAUUCAUUGUACUUCAGCUCACCGCAUACAUUUCUGGGAUACUAAUUAUUGUUGUCUCAACAAUGUCUCUCGGAGAAUCCCCAAUCACAACAAUUCAAUUGGGUUGGGCGAACCUAAUUGUCUACAUGCUAGGCGGGAUGAUGAUGGCGAUAGAGCUUCCAACUCAGGGACUAAUAAUGGCAGCUCAUCAACCACAACCCACAAGGACAAAAUCAAUCAUGACCAAGCCCAUGUGGAGAAGUUUUGCAGUUCAAUUUGUUUACCAAGUCUCUGUUUUGCUGAUCAUUCAGUUUGAAGGAGGACAAGCUAUACACGGCCUUGAUGAACAGAACGUAAUCAAAACCAUGAUCUUCAACACUUUCAUCUUGUGCCAAGUCUUCAAUCUGUUCAAUACCAUGGAAUUGGAAAAGAAACAAGUGUUCAUAGUUGUGGUCUAGUCGUACUGCUUUUUGGCAUUUGUUGUGGCUGUUCUUGCUGUGCAGGUGCUACUGAUUCAGCUCGCGACAAUUCUAACCAAUUAUGCGAGGUUGAAUUGGGUUCAGUGGACAUUUUGUUUUCUCUUCUCUUCGCUUUCAUGGAUUUUUGAUCGGGUCUUGAAAUUCAUCUAUAUCUUCCUCAGCGAAAUGUCUGUCUGGUCUAUGAGUUCAACAAGCAUAAUGUCCCGAGCUAGCAUGAUGCCUAUUAUGCUGCUACAUGUCCCCAUUACGGGCUUCAGUUUUUCUGUGUUCGUGUUCUUCUCUUUAUCAUAUUAUUUCAAGCCAGACAUCGCCUGGGCUACCCGCUAGUGCUUCUCUACGAGGAAUAUGAAUUUUGGGAUUAACCACAACCUUCUCAGGUCUGUAGAGCAUUGGAGCACAAUAAAUGGUGGAAAUUCAGGACCCAUCACUUACUUUAGUUGUCCUUAACAGUAAUGCUUUAUUUACAAAUAAAUAAAUGAAAUAAUAAAGAAAAAAUAUAUAUAGAAAUGCAUAUAUAGAAUACUAAAAGCUUCUUAGUGUUUUUGAAGUUGCCAGUUAGUUUAAUUGGAUCAGGAGUGCUGAUAUAAUAUUGUAGUAGUACAGAAAAGCUGUGUACCCAGAAAAAAUAAAAACAGUCCAAUGUUGUUGGAUGGUGUAGAUUCAGUUUUGUAUAUUCACUUUUAAAAUGCAUCUCAACCAUUUAAUGUCUU